AUGACUACACGCUUGUCUACAACAAUUCAAGACAGACACGUGCAUUCACGCCUCACUAACGGGAGAGGUGCAGCUGUACCUCCUGCCUUUCUCAUCAUGUGCACUGCAAGCAGCCAUGCAGGGUGUAAAAGCCACCUUUAUAAUGCCAUACGUUCAUAUCUGCAGAGUGAGAACAGAGCACAGCCUAUUAUUGGUCUGAACAGAAUAACUGAGAUGUGGACCAACAAUGAGCCUCCUGUGUACUUUUGUGACGUCUGCUUUCUGAGAAUUUUAAAGACAGACAUCAGAAACCAUAUCGUGGGCAGCCUUCACAGAUAUAAUUACAUUAAGUCUCAUCAUGCACAUGGGUGGAGGUCUUAUACCGAUCUGACCCUUUUGGCUCGCCCUCUCAUGGAUCUAGCAAAAACCGUAGAACAGAGAGAGGGAACAGGUGAUGUACAGGUUUUAUGUGUGGAUGACUCCGAAUACAAGGAGAUGACAUCGUGGCCUGUGCCUGCUGCUUUUGGUAAACUGCAAAGGAUAAGGAAUCAACAAGAUCCUAAUGUGAUUCAGUCAGUUGUUCAUAACAGCGAGGUUAAAGGUAAUGAAGCCGCAGUUCAAGAGUUUGAAAACAACGAUAAGAAUUAUUCAGAGUCUAAGGCAUCACCAAAGCAUCCAUCUACUCCACCAGUGAGUUCAAAGUGUUCAGGUAUAAUAGAGCCUCUCCAUAAGCAGUCGAAUGCAAAUCGAACCUCACCAUCUCCUAAAACCCUAAGUCCUGUCAGACCUUUAUUACAAUCCCAAGAGGCAUCUACUCAUCUGAAUCAAAUGGACUGUAACGUUUUAUCUAGAAUGACUUCCAUUGAAAGUUCCCUGGCUCCAUCUCUCGUCCAACACAUAAAUCAAGAUCAGACUGUAAUCCAAGACAAAUACCAAAUACCACAAAGAUGGAUGAUGUCAUCUAAAACCCAGUGUUUAGCUGAAACAAGAAGUCUACACAUGUCAAGAACGAUCUCUCUUGUCAGACCACCAAGUCAAUGGAGUCCCAUCAGAAUUCCUUACCAGAAUGAAACCGUGCAUCCCAAUGAAGAAGAAAGUCAGGUCAGCCACCCAUUUCCAUUAAGCUAUGGAUCACAUUCAUUACACCUGGUCCAAACCGCAAAUGCAUAUGAAGCCCAGCUGCAAACAUCAUCUCUUACUGUGAGUCACAUGGUACCAGAAAGAACCCAGGAUGGAACCAACAAGCAAGAAUCUUUCAGUGAUGAAAGUUGUAUUCAUACUACAGAGCCAGUCAGUGCUGUGGAUCUGAGAGUUAUCGAGCCCAUCAUAACCCAGAGAGCAUUGGAGCCACAUGGUUAUAAUUCACAUGGUUAUAAUUCAAUCUAUGAUGAGAUCGACUUCAAGGAACCAUUCAGCACAGACUUUGAAGCACAUGCAGUGGAGGCUCAGUCACAUACCUCUGUGAAAGAGAAGAUCCCUCUGCCCUCACAAAGCCCUUCUAGUCAAAUUCAGUCCAUUGAGGAUACCCCAAAAUCCUGCACUAAGAAAAAUCCUCUUAUUGGUCUGCAGGCUGUUAUUAAGUGCCAGAGCGUUGAUGGUAAUCCACCUCCAUGCUGUUACCUGUGUCAGCUGUGUUCUAUGAAGCUGAAGAAGAAAAACGUUAUCAGUCACUUGACUGGCUUGCAACAUCGACAGUCCUACAUAGAAGUUUUCCAUCCACAGCUCUUGUCUAACAUAAAGCAGGAAUGCCACAAUGAAAAUGAGAGGCUGGAUGAUAUUGCUAUGCAACUAGAGCAACAGGAUGGGAGGGGACAGAUAAAGGUGAUGAGGUUGUCUGCGUGUCUCAUUAGUGAGGUAAUGCACAGGGAUUAUCAUUGGUGUAUGAAGAUAUUGAACUGCGGAGCCAGUGUCGAGCCUUUUAACAAAUUGCCAGACAAAACCACAGCCCACAGUCAAGUACUUAAACGUCCAGCAGAGUCAAUAAAAUCCUUUUCUGGAGCUUCACUCCCAAACCAUCUGAUUCCCCAAAAAAUGAAGAAAGUUGAUCCAACAAAUGUAAUUAGUACUAAAAGUGUAAAGAACCCUGUGUUCAAGGUAAGCCUGUCACUACAAGAGGGACCUGUUGUCAUUGAGAGAGAUCCUCUAAGAGUUACAGCUACAGUGGCACCUGAGAUUGAGAACCAAAGUCCUAAAUGCACAUACACAGAAAAUAAGGCAUUGUCUUUAGAGAUUAACAGACAGUCUGAAGAUCAAACAUGCUUGCAUGCAUGCCCACCGACAGUAUACAACCAAGAGGAAUCCUGGAAAACACUGGCGUUCCCUGAUGGAAAUGCGCUUACACAGGCAAGCAUUCCCACUCUUACCCAUCCGCACACACAAGUCUCGCACGUAGAUAGCCGUUUUAUUGAGGUCGUGAGCCCGGUUCGGUAUGCAUAUGAAGGGCAGUAUGACCAUUCUCAAGCUAUUCAAGUGGUCGAGCCAUCUCUCAGAAUUGUAGAGUGUGAUUCAUUAGAGGAGAUGCCAACAUAUGCCGAUUGCCCGGUGCAGGAUGGGUUCUUCUGUGGCAAUGAUUGGAUCUUACAAAGGCAAGUCACUGGGCCCAGUGCACAAAGUCAUCCUGAGUAUAUGAGUAAUAUGUGGUAUUGAUAAUUAUGAGCCUUCCAGGGGUCCAGAUGUACAAAAAAAGUGUUGGGGGGGGGUUAGAAGAUGAGCAGAGACACUUUUGUAUUGACUCCAAACUUUCAACUUUUUGAACUGAAUGUGAAGGCUUUGUAAAACCAGCAACACAUCUAUGCAGCCAUCACCUGAAUCACCAGACAGGUUAUAUUUUUGCGUUUGUUCUAAUAUCUAUUAAAUUAAAAUGCUUUUUUAGUCUUUUGUUCAAAAUUCUGUGGAUUUGUUUUCAG
Paramisgurnus dabryanus is the source of this 2885-nucleotide messenger RNA. RefSeq lists its product as uncharacterized. The record is from RefSeq and is a predicted model, not a curated record. NCBI's taxonomy places the organism in Eukaryota, Metazoa, Chordata, Actinopteri, Cypriniformes, Cobitidae.